Molecule: messenger RNA, 2173 nt
Organism: Aphanomyces invadans
Lineage: Eukaryota; Oomycota; Saprolegniomycetes; Saprolegniales; Verrucalvaceae
Exons: 2
Coding region: 611-1888 (425 amino acids)
Biological process (GO): inositol catabolic process
Cellular component (GO): cytoplasm
Molecular function (GO): iron ion binding; acyltransferase activity, transferring groups other than amino-acyl groups; inositol oxygenase activity
Source: RefSeq, a predicted model, not a curated record
CUCUCUUUCAAGGCGGCAUUAUACGGUUUCUAACAAUAUUCGUUGAUAGAGGGACAAUGUCGUAUCCAUCAAACCGACCACGCCAUCUCAACGACACAAAAAGUGCUGAAUAUGGAUUGCUAAAGGUUAUUAUGUUGAAAAGGUAGCCACCUCCAGGAACAACAAAAUGAGGUACGACGGUGGCGAAAUCCAUCAAUCCACAGCAGCGCUCCAUCUGCCAUGACCGACCCAAGUUGCGGCGAACUCUCCACGCGGCGGUGUCGAUCCGGCUCGAUCGGGGAAAAGGUCGACGUCCGGGAAGUCCUCAACGGCAGCGUGUCGUUCCGUCUGCAGUUCAUGGAAGAUACGAGGGCCAAAGAGCUCAAGUGGGUUCUUUUCACGGAAGGCCGACGCGGUGCCGUCGGCAAACUCAUCUUCACGCUGGAAGCGGGUAAUUCUGCUCACAUCAAAGUCAUCGACAUCCAUCCGAACUACCGUCGCCUCGGAUUGUCAAAGGUGCUGUUCUUGGCGUGCAUGGCCACAUUGAAGCAGCGCAACAUCCACGAACUGUGUCUUGAAGCAGAAGAAGACACCCGCCGGUGCGUGAUCCUUGCGCUGCCCCUUCGUCGUCAUGACUCGACCACCGCAUCGUAGGCACCGCAAACUCGUGUCCUUGUACGAGGAAUGGGGCUUCUCCGUCAAACAGAACGCCAAGAUUUUGUUUCUAUACAACGACACGGAGAGCUUUCGCAAGGUGCCGAUGGCACUGUCCUUAUCCGCCAAACCGUUUGUCCCGCUCGAGCCGACAUGCAACCAGUCGUUCUGCAUGAUCUCGCUGCGCACCGUGGACGGGAUGUUCGUUGUUGCAACCGAAGAUGGGAUGAUCGACACGACGAAGGGCGCGUCACGCGAUGUGUUCUGGCAAAGCCUGCUGCUCGACGACGGUGCGACCGAUGCCAACCCGGCAGAGGCCACCGGAAGCGGUAAAGGCAGCACGAUUUGCUUGCGCAGCGCCUACGGCAAGUUUCUGUGCGUGGAACCCGUCGGAACCGUCCUCGCCGACCGAUUUGUCAAUUCAACCUGGGAAACUUUCGACGUGCUGCCGCAUCCCACGGGAGGCGGGGUGUCCCUGCGCAGCUUCCACGGCAACUUCCUCGGCCUUGACCCGUCCAACGGCGGCCUUGCAAUCUCGCAGGACCCCGUCGCGUGGGACGGCGACGCCAUCAACCUCAUGUGCAACAAAGCAAAUCCAACGCCACUCCACGUCAAGAUCAUGCGAAAGCACCAAACAAUGGCGUUCGCGUUGGCUCAGCGCAAGCGCUUGGUCGAUCCAUUGCACCACGGCAGCAUGACCCUCGUGGAAGCGUGCCAGACCCUCAUGCAACUCAUCGGAGAAAGCACUCGACAGGUUAGCGGGAGCAAAGUGCUGGCAUCCAUGGUGCACGACGCGGACGUGGUUCGACGGAAUGGCCACCCCGAUUGGUUGCAACUCGCCACGUUCCUGCGCGGCCUCGGCAUGCUCUUUCUCCUGUGGACAGACGACGACGCAAUGCCGCUGCGAGGCAUCUCGUACGACCAAUGGCUCCGCCACACCGACACGUGGGUGCUGGGAAGGCCGAUUCCAGAAUCCAUCGCGCACGCCAACUUGAACGACCUCAACACCGACAACUCAACACAUCGUCCGCCGACAGAGGGACAGCGGGGCAUGGCACACGUGAAUAUGCCGUGGACGCCCGACGAAUACUUGUACCAUGUUCUUGAAGGGAACCACACGACGUUGCCGCGCGAAGCUGCCGAUGUCAUUCGAUACUUCUCCUGCCGAGUCUGGUACGUGCACGAUGCGUACCCCGACGUCGAGUCGGCGGCAGACUUGGCGGUCAAGGAACUGGUACGACUAGUUGCUUCAUGACGUGAUUGUGAUGCAUGCCCGUGUAGUUGUUUGCACUGCACACGGAUCGCCAAGUGCCGACGGCAGACGCCCUCGCCGCCAUCGACGUCGACGAGAGCUUGGCGUAUUACCUGUCCCUCGGCGCCAAGUACCUCCCAACGGUGCUGCAGUGGUAAUGGAACCGUGACUUGGUCGUUAGAAGUUAUCGUUAUCCCACUUUUGGGUGUGGUGUUUUGUAUCAAUUUGUUCUUUUUUCUUCGCUUUUCGGCGACAAAAUGUGAUACAAAAUGGAAAAGUGAUACUCGA